This is a messenger RNA of Marasmius oreades (fairy-ring Marasmius), 228 nucleotides long. RefSeq lists its product as uncharacterized. The coding region runs from base 1 to 228 and encodes 75 amino acids. Lineage: Eukaryota; Fungi; Basidiomycota; Agaricomycetes; Agaricales; Marasmiaceae. The record is from RefSeq and is a predicted model, not a curated record. The transcript is spliced from 2 exons.
AUGUUGCUACGAUUGCUCAUCGACAUCGCAGGCUCAGAAGUGCAGCUAGUAAUGCAUGCGCAAUCCGAAUUACAAUGCAAAUGGCCAGCUUACUACAUCUGCAACUUCUUGGUCUUAUUGUGGAUCGGUUCAAGGACUCUCAGUGACCCGGAUGCCAAUCCGUUAGCGGAGGUAUUGGUUUCUCCUUCAAUGGGCAGUGGUAUAUGCGGUAUUCCGGGCGUGAUUUAG